CUUUGCUCCUUCAUGAUGUCCGGGCGCGGGAAGCAGGGCGGGAAGGCGCGCGCCAAGGCCAAGUCGCGCUCGUCGCGGGCCGGGCUGCAGUUCCCCGUGGGCCGCGUGCACCGGCUGCUGCGCAAGGGCAACUACGCGGAGCGCGUGGGCGCCGGCGCCCCGGUGUACCUGGCGGCCGUGCUGGAGUACCUGACGGCCGAGAUCCUGGAGCUGGCGGGCAACGCGGCCCGCGACAACAAGAAGACGCGCAUCAUCCCCCGCCACCUGCAGCUGGCCAUCCGCAACGACGAGGAGCUCAACAAGCUGCUGGGCAAGGUGACGAUCGCGCAGGGCGGCGUGCUGCCCAACAUCCAGGCCGUGCUGCUGCCCAAGAAGACCGACAGCCACAAGGCUAAAGCCAAGUGAACGCCGAAGGAAUAAGUGGCGCGCGUUUGCUUCUCUGAAAAAAAAAAAAAACAAACCCAAAGGCUCUUUUAAGAGCCACCCACAAGGUCCUAAGAGAGCUGUUAUCUCAGCAACUGUGAAUGCCGUUUAGUAUUAACUACUCAUCCCGUGUUUUAACUCGUCUUUAUUUUUGGUCGGAUAGUGUAGCAAUAUUUUCCAUAUUGUUAACCAAGUCGUGCCAAAAUGCCCUCCUCCCCAUGCAAGUCCUUCGCGGUAUGGGAUAUUUUUUUGUUUAGUUCUUCUGUCGGAGUGAGUGAGAGUUCCUGUCCCUCCCCCCUUUUUCCGCCUCUCUUUUCCGAGUAGCUGAUACAGUUCCAGAGACAAGAGGCGUAAUCGUCCGCGGGGAAGGGAGGAGGAAAGGCAGCGGGCCGGGAUUUCCGCUGACCAAUCCUUGGGCAGGGCGGGCUUUUUCAAUACUUAAAGCUCUUCCUUUCUUAUCGGGAACAAAAGGAUUGGGAGAGAUCAGGGCUAUUUUUGUUUCAGUAAAGAAACCCUACCCUCUUCCCUCCCCCGAAAAGACAAAUGCAUUUACGGAUACUAUAAGAGAAAAAAUUCAAAAGAUUAGACAUGGCUCAGUAGUAGCUUGCCUGGCAAUUGCACUAUUUUGUUACAAAAUAUAUAUUUUAAAAAAACAUACAUCCGAUUUUUUUUAUCAAAUCAUUGUUUUUUGGUAGUCAAAACAAUCACUCGGAGG
Cinclus cinclus is the source of this 1138-nucleotide messenger RNA. RefSeq names its product histone H2A-IV-like. Gene Ontology annotation, molecular function: structural constituent of chromatin; protein heterodimerization activity; DNA binding. The record is from RefSeq and is a predicted model, not a curated record. The transcript has 2 exons. Gene Ontology annotation, cellular component: nucleosome. Bases 13 to 405 code for a protein of 130 amino acids. Lineage: Eukaryota; Metazoa; Chordata; Aves; Passeriformes; Cinclidae.